Messenger RNA from Zychaea mexicana, 321 nucleotides. Its product is annotated as ETC complex I subunit conserved region-domain-containing protein. The record is from RefSeq and is a predicted model, not a curated record. The transcript has 2 exons. NCBI's taxonomy places the organism in Eukaryota, Fungi, Mucoromycota, Mucoromycetes, Mucorales, Lichtheimiaceae. The annotation marks the transcript as partial. Gene Ontology annotation, biological process: electron transport chain.
CGUUCGGUUCGCAUUUUCACUCCUGCCAAGCCCGCUACGCAAUCGGGAAAGAACAACACACGCAUUUGGAGAAUUGAUUUCGAUAUUGUGGAAGAUGCCAACCGUUGGGAAAACCCUUUGAUGGGUUGGGCUUCCAGUGCCGAUUACCAACAAUCUUUGCAAAUCAAGUUCUACUCCAAGGAGUCGGCCAUUGAGUUCGCUGAGCGACAAGGUUGGAACUACUAUGUUCAGGAACCCAAGAAGUCCAGCUUCGUCAAGAAGGCCUAUGCUGACAACUACAAGUACUCGGCCGGCAAGUUGAGAAUGAUCAAGACCAAAUAG